Messenger RNA from Spodoptera littoralis (African cotton leafworm), 330 nucleotides. The record is from the annotation of a GenBank genome assembly. Lineage: Eukaryota; Metazoa; Arthropoda; Insecta; Lepidoptera; Noctuidae.
AUGCAACAAAGUGAGAGAUACCUAACGUCGGCGUACGAGGGGGGCGGCGACUUGUCCCCUGUCGCGCCCGCGACUUCCCCUGGCUCACCGCGUGACUGCACCUCGUGUCGCAAGAGGGAACCCCCGGACGAAACGCCCCAACCUCCCCCUGAAGACGCUUGUGCCGGCUGCGGCGGCCGUAUCACCGACAGAUACUACCUUCUGGCUCUAGAGCGCCGCUGGCAUACACCCUGUCUAAAAUGCUGCGAGUGCAAAAUGCCCCUCGACUCGGAACAGCGGUGCUACGCCAGAGACAGCAACAUUUUCUGCAAAAAUGAUUAUUUCAGGUAA